This is a messenger RNA of Lineus longissimus, 2027 nucleotides long. RefSeq lists its product as uncharacterized. The transcript is spliced from 7 exons. Bases 180 to 1283 code for a protein of 367 amino acids. The record is from RefSeq and is a predicted model, not a curated record. Lineage: Eukaryota; Metazoa; Nemertea; Pilidiophora; Heteronemertea; Lineidae.
UCACACUGAACAAAUAAAAAGAGCCUUCACCAAGAGACGAAAACGAAUAUCAUGUCAAGAGAAAGGAAUUUUAAACUGUUUGGGCGGAGGAGAGGGUGAUUCCUUGGAUAAAAACUUUAUGCGGUCGGUUUUGAUAUUCGAUUUUCCCUAAGGCAACGGACAGCCGCCGUCUUGACGGGAUGGGAAGUCCAAACCUCCAAAGGCAAUUUUUAUUGCUGGUGUUCAUAUUCACUUUUCAUGGUGCUUUUUGUCAAACGGAACCAGAUAACACAGCCAUCAUUGUAGGAUGUUCAAUCGGAGGAUUUGUCUUUCUUCUGCUUAUACUGCUGGCAGUGUAUUAUUUCUGCAAGCCUUCCAAACGGACGCCAGUGCAGUUAGCAAAGCGAAAGUCAUACGACAACCAAGCCUACACCCCGGCCUACAGUAACACACCACCACACAUUUUGAAGACGCCAAGCCUCAUUGGUAACGGACACUCAUCCAGCCUGUACGAUGGAAGGAGCAACCGCGAGUUGAUCAAGCCCAACCCGGCUCCCUUGGGCCAGCAGGGCUUGAAGAAAACCAGUACGGCAUUUGAUUACCAGCCUAGGAUCUGGAUGUCGGGCUCACAGAUGCUCGGUGUGGAAGGAAACCCUGGAGGUCUUCGUCGAUUGGAGAACUGGGACAGGACAACUUCAGACCCAAAUUUAUACAAAGUCCAUGACGUCGUUGAUCGACACGUAAUGAGUCAAAAAGAGAGAAGAGCCGUUUUCUCUGCCAAUUCGUCUUCAAACGUUCAGAGGUCACAGUCAUUUGGAGAGCCCCGUAGACGCCCAGCCGCUCCCACGCCUCAGCACAUGCCUGCUAUCCCAGCAGCAUCAGAGGUCGACACCGAACUCUACUCAUCCAUACAGUCUCCAACAAGAGUUCGAUCUACAGACAGCGCCGAUGGAAGGGAUCCGAAAAUGUCUAGUCUGAGGGUGGCGAGUGAAUUGGCCCUGGGUACAGAGUCACAGCAUGUUGGAGUACAGCACUUCGCGGUGUCGAGGCCGGACGGAGGACAAGAUUUGUACGCCAUACCCAUGAGGUCGCAGGUAUCUGUCGAUGGGGGCGAGAGCGAGGGCGAAGAGAGUGUUGGACAGAGGACACUGAGUGGUAGCCAGUAUGGAGCUCAUGGAAGAGAAAUCACCGGCUCUGCCUUUGAAUUCCUAGAAGACUAUGACGCAUCUAUGAUAUCAGAAAGUGAGCUGAAGGCCAGGUCAUAUCGUUCGUAUGUGUCGCGAACUAGCAACGCGUCAAUGUGAAUAUCAUGGACGAAGAGUGAAUCUAGAUAAUUGGCAACAUGACUAAAUCAAGCUUAUCGCCAUCCCGAAGCCCGAACAAUAACUUGCUAAGGUGGUAUAGGCGUUGGCCCUAGCGACUUUUCGGGCACUCGCCGAAUGAAAUAUAGUGUUACCUUUGUCAUCCGCAAGGGAGACAGACGAAUCAAUUUUAACUUUAUUAAUGCUCCAUGGCCACGACUUCGUGAUCAUGAUAAUUGUAAUUCUCACGAACAUUGUAAAUAAUUCGAAAUUUAUUUUAAAAUACAUUUGCUAUUGUGGUGAUACAUGGAAUGUAUAAAAUGUACGUACUGUAGACAUUGGUGUUAUAGAUGGCCGCUGCGGAGAUCAGAAAAGGCAUGGAAUUUUAUUACAUGAUCGGGCGGCAAUGGGACAGCCACCGGAUUAAUUGAUCUAGUCUCACUAGAGAGUAUAUGGUACACAAUAAGGCCCCAUUCAAGGAAGUGCUUCGACAAUGUCAUCCUGGUAUUACCAGUUGUUUUCAUCGAUAUUUCAAACGUUUGUAUAACAUAUACGAAGGAGUGAAAAAAAAGGAUUCUCAGGAUGGGACAUUGUAUAUAUACAUGUAAAGUAAACAUUUAGGCACUUUCUGAUUUUCGGCGGCCGCCACUUAUAUCCGUAUCACUACCAUUAUCUUUUAUUGUGUAUAUUUAUAUCAGUGUAACUCUUUCAUUCUAAUAAAUUCAAUUAAACGUCAUGCAUAUUUUA